AGCGAAAGCUCGCCGGUGGUCUCACCAGCUUUUACAGAGUUUCGAAAGCGUUCGUUACCUUCACAUAUCAUCGAGUCACAGAAGAAGGAGGCGCUAGCAAUGGUUACCGAAAAAGAAUCCGAGGACGAACAGCCGCAACAACUAUCUUUUUUUAAGCGGUACUUUCACAAACCGACUGUAGUAUCUGGUACUGGCGAUGAUGGGAGUGAUGCAGAACCAGUCCGUCGAUUCUCAGUGCUAUCUCGAGGGUUUGUGACACUGGCGGCAUUCCUCUGUCUGAUUAUAGUGGUCAUACUAUGCGCGGUCCUGGCUACGAUACUCGUACGACAUAAACACUUGGAGCAAGAACUCCGCAGGUCUCCUGUCCGUGAAGCAAUAUUUGCCAAUUUUGCAGAUCCGGUGGUACUCAAACACGAGGACUUGUUCUAUGCUUUCGCUACAACCAAUGCAGCAGGCAUUCUCGCACAAUCGAACGAUACAGCAGCUCUUGAGCUUCUUGCUAUGGGCAAAAGCAAUGUGCAGAUAGCAACAAGUCCCAACUUCAAGGACUGGACAUUACUGAACCACACACACGAUCCUCUUCCACAGUUGGGCGGCUGGGUCAGGCCUGGGCUCACGGAAAAUCUGAACCCAAAGGCAAACGUUUGGGCUCCGGCUGUCAUCAAGAGACCCAGUGAUGGCAAGUUCGUCCUUUACUAUUCCGCUGCGUCAGCAGAUUCUCCAAAGGACGCACCAAGGUCAUCCCAUUGUAUCGGAGCUGCAAUCUCGGACACGUCUUCGCCAGCAGGCCCAUACCUACCAUUGAACGCAACCAUUGCUUGUCCCAUUGAUGAAGGCGGCGCUAUCGAUCCAUCUCCCUUCAUCGAUACAGACGGAUCCUUCUUUGUGACGUACAAGGUCGAUGGCAAUAAUGUCGGACACGGUGGGGAGUGUGGCAACACUGUCAAGCCCCUGGUACCCACCCCAAUCAAGCUUCAAAAGAUGAUGGCAGAUGGUGUCACGCCAGACGGGUCAGACAUCACCAUCCUCGAUCGCACCGAAGACGAUGGUCCUCUAGUGGAAGCGCCAGUCAUUGUCAGAAGCCCAGAAGGAACCUACUUCCUGUUCUUCUCGUCUGGAUGUACCCGAAAUCCUUCUUACGAUGUGAAAUACGCGUUCGCGAACGACGUUCGUGGCCCGUACCAACGAGCAAAGAAGCCUUUGCUGAGAACAGGCGACUUCAACUUGACCGCACCAGGGUCAAUCGGUGUCAUGGAUAUGGAAGACGGUACGUAUGGAAUGGUCUUCCAUGCUCGAGUUCAGGCAUCGUACGGAAAAGUCAGAGCAAUGUAUACUUCGGCCAUUCGAUUUAACGGGACCGAAGUCAUAUUAGUCAAGAAGAUC
Messenger RNA from Aureobasidium musti, 1383 nucleotides. NCBI's taxonomy places the organism in Eukaryota, Fungi, Ascomycota, Dothideomycetes, Dothideales, Saccotheciaceae. The record is from the annotation of a GenBank genome assembly.